Molecule: messenger RNA, 3004 nt
Organism: Haliotis rufescens (red abalone)
Lineage: Eukaryota; Metazoa; Mollusca; Gastropoda; Lepetellida; Haliotidae
Product: cyclic nucleotide-gated cation channel alpha-3-like
Exons: 4
Coding region: 140-2125 (661 amino acids)
Biological process (GO): monoatomic cation transmembrane transport
Cellular component (GO): plasma membrane; intracellular cyclic nucleotide activated cation channel complex
Molecular function (GO): protein-containing complex binding; intracellularly cAMP-activated cation channel activity; intracellularly cGMP-activated cation channel activity
Source: RefSeq, a predicted model, not a curated record
CACGACAUGACGUCAUGUCCUCUGAAUGAAAACAAUAUGGAUGCGCUUUGAUGUAAACACCUAAAAAAGUCCGGAAUCUUGUUGAAGGUGUCGAGCAACCUAAACAUUAUGAAUAUGUGACCAUGGAUAUACGCUAAAUAUGAAUCUUUCCAAAGGGAAGCGCAAUUCUCCCGCCGGAUCCCCUAAAUCGAAAUGGGGAACCGCUAUUUCAGGGGUGCGCCGCGUGUCAGAUGGUCGACAGAGCGUGUUCAAAACUGUUCUUGUGGAGAUCGACCCGUUCAUGGAGCGCUUCACAAUGGCCGGUCGCAUGCCUGGGGAUGACGAAAAGGACCCACUGGCAUGUGCCAUCAUCUUCACUAAAAGGUUUUGGGCGGAGUUGGUGAUAGACCCCUCCUCCAGCUUCUACUACUACUGGUCCAUGUUCCUGACAGUGGCUGUAUACUACAACCUCAUCGUCAUCAUUCUGCGGGCGGUCUUCACCGAACUGAGGGAGAGCGCAUACAUGCCAUUUUGGUUUGCAUUCGACUACUUCUUUGACCUCACCUACAUCCUGGACAGUGUCGUCAAGAGCAGAUUAGGUUUCCUGGAACAAGGUAUUCUCGUGACAGACGUGAAGAGACUGUCGCGGUGCUAUGUUAAAUCUUGGAAGCUUAUCGUGGACCUGUUGGCGGUAGCACCCCUCGAUUUCUUUUACUUUCUGGUUGGAUUCAAUCCGCUUUUCAGACUGAAUCGUAUUCUAAAGUUUUGGCGCGUUAAUGAAUUCUACUCUGACUCAGAAACGCGGACAAGUUCCCCAAUUGGGUUCCGCCUUUUCUUUCUUAUUGUUAAUAUAAUGUGCGUUAUACACUGGAAUGCAUGUAUAUAUUUCGCUAUAAGCAAGGCGCUUGGAUUCAGCUCAGAUGAAUGGGUGUAUGACGACUCGACAGAGUAUAAAAAACAAUUGACUAUAAAGUAUUUGUACAGCUUUUACUGGUCAAUGUUAACGCUGACUGCAAUAGGCGACACCCCUGCUCCCGAAAAAAUAGAAUCAGUAUUGUAUUGUAUUUGUGACACUCUUAUCGGUGUCUUGAUCUUUGCUACAAUCUUCGGUAACAUUGGUUCCAUGAUCAACCAGAUGAAUGCUUCAAGAACGGAGUUUCAGCAUGAUGUUGAUGCCGUCAAAAGGUACAUGGAAAUCCGUAAAGUUGGGUCUGAUAUUCAGGAUCGAGUUAUACAGUGGUUUGCUUACACGUGGAACAAUAAGCAAUCUAUCGAUGACAGACAGGCUCUGGCAAUCCUGCCGGAAAAGUUGAGGGCAGAAAUAGCAAUUCAUGUACAUCUUCAUACCCUGAAACGAGUUGCAAUCUUUCAGGACUGUGAGCCAGGCCUUCUAGUCGAGCUGGUCCUCAAGCUCAGGCUGCAAGUGUUUAGUCCAGGAGACUACAUAUGUAAGAAGGGUGAUAUAGGCAAAGAAAUGUACAUCAUCAAGAGGGGCAAACUGGAAGUUGUUUCUGAAGAUGGUAAGAAGGUGUUUGUAACUCUGUCUGAUGGAGCAGUAUUUGGGGAGGUGAGUAUUCUUAAUAUCUCAGGUAACAAAACUGGGAAUCGUAGGACCGCCAGUGUGAGAAGUGUUGGCUAUUCAGAUCUGUUCUGUCUGUCCAAGGAUGACUUAUGGGACGCACUUAAGGAGUAUCCAGAGGCCAAAAAGAUAUUGAUGGAAAGAGGUCAGCAGAUUUUGAGGAAGGACAACCUACUUGACGAGGAUGCUGCGCGGAGAGAGGAAUUGCAGUCAAUGUCCUUGGACAAUCGUAUAUCAAUGAUCACUGUGGAGAUUGAUAAGAUAGGCAAGGACAUCGGAAUCCUAACAGGGCGGUUGUCCGAGCUGCAGAAGACGUUAACCUCUGAACGCGGAGGGUCAGUUCAUACCGAAUUUGAUUCCUCAGUCAGUGACACCUUGGUGGAAGUCAACCCAGUGAAGACCGAAAUCGGAGAAGAGGAAGAAACGAUUAUUUCAAGAAAGUCGACGCCUCAGAGCAGACGUAAUUCCAAUGAUCUGUCGGUAAAAGGAUCACAGGCAACUAUCGAGGAAGAAGAGAAGGUAAAUAUACCCGGAACGCCAGAUAAAUCCAAGGACGAAGCAGAUUAGCUCUAGGUACGUCUAUACGCCACCUCUAGGUACGUCUAUACCCACGGGUAUGCUGGGUAGUGACGAUGUGUAUAUGAGACGUAACGUGCAUUCGGCCUUCUGCAUGUACAUGUGCUUGGAAAGGAAUUAAAAUAUUAUGUCCAUAAUGCUACAUGUGAUCACGAUAGUAAACUUCCAAGAUUUGAUAUCCUACAAUUGUGAAGUCUAUUGCAGACAGAAAUUAAUAAAACAAAUGCAUCUCAAGCUUCCAAUAAAUACAGUGGAAUCCAUAUAAGCUGGACUCGUGUGGGUGUGGAGUCUGGUUUAGAGAGCUUUCCUUUGGAUUGUUGUGCGAAUAGCGCCAGGUCGCUGAACAAGGUGUGGGAGUCCUGGUUUACUACUUGUUCACUCACAUUUCGCUUACGGCUCUGUGUAUUUGUAAGAAUGGGCGUAAAUUGUUACUAUUUUCACAAAACAAAUAUAUACAGGUUGCAGUUAUUCACCACUACUUUUUUCAAGUAGUAGAUACCUAUAUUGAUUAUAUAUAAAACUGUCGCAAUAAUCAGUUGUAUUUGAUUCCUCUCGUCAAAGAGUAGUUUUCGUCUUCAGCCUACAUUUUCCCAAGAAAUAAAUUCUGUUUUUCUUUUCAAAUCCAAUGGUUGGUCCAGUGUGUGCCACUUUUUUCGCAUGAAUGGAACCAGAUUAAGUGUACAGCUUUUUUCCGUGUUUGUUGAAACGCUCUUUGGUACUGCAUUGAUGUGACUGUAUAUUGAGGAUUCACUGCUUGUAUGACGUCAGGUGUACGUAACAUUUAUGAUGUGUAGACACCUUCCUCUAUAUUUAGGUAUGUGUAUGUUAUGAUGCCGUUUGUACAUGAGUAAAACGGGUGUAUAUGUUCAA